CUCUCUCCCUCAACAAUCAUAUCUUUAUCAGAUCAAGUCUCUCAUCUCUAGUUUCUAAAAAAUAUACAUCAAAGUAUGAAUAUUUGUAGAACAGAAUCCACAAACUGUAAAACCCUAAAGCAGAAAGAAGAAGUGGAAGAAGUCAAGAAGAAGACUGAAACAGAAAUAAGGAGAGGUCCAUGGACAGUGGAUGAAGACACAAAGCUCAUCACUUACAUUUCUCUUCAUGGUGAAGGAAGAUGGAACUCUCUCUCUCAUUCUGCUGGACUGAACAGAACGGGAAAGAGUUGUAGACUACGGUGGCUGAAUUAUCUCCGUCCGGACAUCCGCCGUGGCGACAUAUCUCUCGAAGAACAAUUCAUCAUACUUGAACUCCAUUCUCGUUGGGGAAAUCGGUGGUCAAAGAUAGCUCAACAAUUACCAGGAAGAACUGAUAACGAGAUAAAGAAUUAUUGGAGAACACGUGUUCAAAAACAUGCAAAACUUUUGAAAUGUGACGUGAACAGCAAGCAAUUCAAAGACCUAAUCAAACAUUACUGGAUGCCUCGUCUCGUCGAGAGGAUCGCCACCGCUCAAGUCGUCGAAUCUGUCCCUAACCACCACUCGGGCGCGGCGACUGCUGGCGCCGCGUCAUCUACGUCGUCGUCUGAGUCCUCCGUGAGAUCGAGUUUCUACGGUGGUGAUCAAGUGGAAUAUGGAACGUUGGAUCAUAUGACAAAUGGUAGUGAUUGGUUCAACGGCGGAGAUGCGUUGGAGACUUUGUGGAGUGUUGACGAGCUCAACAACUGGCUCUUACAGUAGCAAUAUUUCAUGUGAUGAUUAGUUAAAUUAAUUAUAUAAAGAUAAAAUAGUUUUGUAAUUCAUCACUUGAGAACUUAUGAAAAUAUAUAAUUCGUUUCGAAA
Molecule: messenger RNA, 903 nt
Organism: Capsella rubella
Lineage: Eukaryota; Viridiplantae; Streptophyta; Magnoliopsida; Brassicales; Brassicaceae
Product: transcription factor MYB78
Exons: 3
Coding region: 76-801 (241 amino acids)
Biological process (GO): regulation of DNA-templated transcription
Cellular component (GO): nucleus
Molecular function (GO): DNA-binding transcription factor activity; sequence-specific DNA binding
Source: RefSeq, a predicted model, not a curated record